UCCAGGUGGAAAACGACAGAACUGUGUUGUUAUGUCGAUAGUGGUUGUGUCCGUUUCAACUGUAUUAUUGUAGGUAUGUAAUAGAAUGUUUAAACUUUCUAAUGUCGAAAGAAUAUAUAACAUGCUAGGUAACAAAUCCGUCAAGGUAUUUUCACGUUUGGUAAAGGUUUAAAUUGUAUGUUUUAUUUUGGGGUCAAACCGAGUGAGUGAAGAACGUGUUUAAAAACGAUUUUACAAGUCACUUAGGUAGACUUCGGGUUUGUAUGAGUGUAUGAACAUAAUUUCGUCAGUCAUUUAAAAAAGAUUCCACUUAUUUGAGUUCGUUUUUACAUGUUCUUGGUUUUGUGUAAAAUGUUGUUUAUGAGCUGGUAAAUAGCCUCGUCCGAACCAUCCUGAUCUCGCGAGUUUACAUACACUGUUUCGUAAAUGUAAGCUCGCGAGAUCAGUAUGAUUCGGACGAGGCUCUUCAAAUGGCGGCUUCAACGGUUUCGGUCGUCUCUCUCUAGGAGUUUAUUCGUGGUGAAAUGGCGACAUGAGGCUGUGUGAUGGAGUGUCAAAAUAGAGGGAAGCUAACUGAAGUUAUCCUUCUCCAUUUGGAGAGAGAGGCUAACUGCAUGGAAUGGCGUCGAUUAAUGCGGAUGAAUCGGAGCACGUAUCAAACUCAUUCCAUGGAGGACCAAGUGUCUGCGGGUUUUCGCUCCACCCUUGUGCUUGUUUAAUGAAUGAAGGUCACUAAUUAUAAAGGAACUCCCCUCAUCUGAUUGUCUAGGUUAUAAUUGAAAUGGAGAAGAAAAAAAAUACCAGCGGAGACUCGGCCCUCAAUGGAAUGAGUUUGACACCCCAUAAACAAUGGAAAUUGAGAGAGAGUUUGAGAAGCAACAGCUGCGCUGGAUUGCGAUCAAUGUGGGCGACAGUUCUGAUUAAAUGGAGCGGGAGGAUGAGGGCCUAGUAUGUGAAUGGUCUGUAGUGGAAAGACAGGAAGAACAGAGUAGUAAUGUGUCACAGUGGAAAGUUGGGAUGGUGUUUGAGGAGACAACAGGGCCUGAUUUACACCCUAUCUGAUUAACCAAGGCCAUAAAGAGAGAGGUGAAGUUAAACUGGGCUGCAUCUGUGUAAAUGAGAACUUGUUCUGAACUAUUCUACCUGGUUAAAUAAUGGUGAAAUAAAACAUUUAAGAUGGCAGAUUGUUAAUAUCAUGUGCUAGUCAGGUUCAGCAAGGGAAUAUUAUUCAAUUGGAAAAUCAUAAUGGGACGAAGCUCAGAAGCCAUGACCCUGGAGCUUAUGCUAAAUUGAAGGGAGUAAUCUCUGAGGUCCCAAUAUCUAUGUCCAUGGAUGAUAUUGUUAAAGAACAUGUGGAGACAGAGUGGUUGAAGCCUAAAGGUUGAUCAGUAGGAAAGAGAUGGUUAAAGAAGUGAAAGCUUAUCAGUGCUGUUGAGGUUUGAGAAGGUUUUGUCUGGAAAAGUACAGAAUAGGAUUCCUUAGCUUCAAUGUCAGAGAUUUUGACCCAGCCUCAUCAAUCAACCAAUCAAAUGUAUUUAUAAAGCCCUUCUUACAUCAGCUGAUGUCACAGUGCUGUACAGAAAACCAGCCUAAAACCCCAAACAGCAAGGUGUAGAAGCACAGUGGCUAGGAAAACCUCUCUAGAAAGGCCAUAACCUAGGACGAAACCUUGAGAGGAACCAGGCUAUGAGGGGUGGCCAGACCUCUUCUGGCUGGAGAUUAUAACAGAACAUGGCCAAGAUGUUCAAAUGUUCAUAGAUGACAAGCAGUGUCAAAUAAUAAUAAUCACAGUGGUUGUCGAGGGUGCAACAGGUCAGCACCUCAGGAGUAAAUGUCAGUUGGCUUUUCAUAGCCUAUCAUUCAGAGUAUCUCUACCGCUCCUGCCGUCUCUAGAGAGUUGAAAACAGCACGUCUGGUGAACAGGUCAGGCUUCCAUAGCCGCAGGCAGAACAGUUGACACUGGAGCAGCAACGGAGAAUCAUCACCGUGUUUUUAAAUGCCAAAGAAUGGGACAUGUAGCUGUUGAGUGAAAAGAUGUGCCAAGUGGCUGGUCCUGUAGUAAGAGGACCUACUGUCAGACUGAUGGAGCUUCCAUGGCUGGUCCCGUAGUAAGAGGACCUACUGUUAGACUGAUGGAGCUUCCAUGGCUGGUCCUGUAGUAAGAGGACCUACUGUCAGACUGAUGGAGCUUCCAUGGCUGGUCUUGUAGUAAGAGGACCUACUGUCAGACUAAUGGAGCUUCCAUGGUUGGUCUUGUAGUAAGAGGACCUACUGUCAGACUGAUGGAGCUUCCAUGGCUGGUCCCGUAGUAAGAGACAAGGUUAUUCAGGAAAAUAGUACAUAGUGCUGCCUGAAACAUACUGCAAUCUUGUACUAAAUGGUUUUUGAGUCAUUUAUGCAUUUAUGUGAAUUUAGGAAAUCUACUAUAGAUUAAGUGCACUUAUGUUGUGCAAUUUAAAAUGUGUACUUUGUGUCUAAUGUGAAUUAAUGUUUUGUCAAGGAUUAGCUACCUGAUCUACUGAAAUUAGAUAACUGAACAAGAAAAAUGAGAAACUAUUUUUACAGAAUAAAGUGCCAGAACUGUCAAGAAAAUAACUUUUGUGUCCGUUUGUCUUUAUUACUACAGGCCGACUCAUUAAGUGUGAAUUCGGUAAUAUCAACAGUGAGGACAAACCCAGCCUGCCUCUCUCCUUCCACACUGAGUAGAAACCUACAGUCACUGGGUCCUGAUUGUGACAGUGGAGCCCAGUUUGCACUGCAGGAUCCAGAGAUGGCAUCAGUGAAGCUGGAGGACUGCAGUCAAACACUGGAGCUGAAUGUCAACAUUAAAGAUGAAGAAGAGGAGGAUGAGAUUAGGACAACUGUUAGUCAUGGAUACCAUGUUGAGACAUUCUCUACAUCCAGAGAUCAACUGCAGGAAGAUCAGAGAGAUAAGAAGUCUCAUCACUGCCCACAUUGUGAAGAGAUUUUCCCAUUUCUAUCAAAGCUAAAAAUACACCUAAAAAUACACACAGGAGAGAAGCCUUACUCCUGCUCUGACUGUGGAAAAUGUUUCAAAACAUCAACUCAGCUAAAACUUAAUCAGAGAACACACACAGGAGAGAAGCCUUAUUACUGCUCUGACUGUGGAAAACGUUUUAAAACAUCAACUCAGCUAAAAGUUCAUCAGAGAACACACACAGGAGAGAAGCCUUAUUACUGCUCUGACUGUGGGGCGAGUUUCUCUCAUCUGGGCACCUUACAAGCACACCAACGUAUACACACAGGAGAGAAGCCUUAUUACUGUUCUGACUGUGGAACUAGUUUCUCUCAAUUUUCCCACUUAAAAACACAUGAACGUGUACAUACAGGAGAGAAACCUUACGUCUGCUCUGACUGUGGAAAAUGCUUCACAACAUCAAGUGAUCUAAAAGUUCAUCAGAGAACACACACAGGAGCGAAGCCUUAUUCUUGCUCUGAAUGUGGAAAAUGUUUUAAAACAUCAAAUGAACUGAAAGUUCAUCAGAGAACACACACGGGAGAGAAGCCUUACGUCUGCUCUGACUGUGGGAAGAGUUUCUCCCAAUUUUAUACCUUAAAAACACAUGAACGUAUACAUACAGGAGAGAAGCCUUACUCCUGCUCUGACUGUGUAAAAUAUUUCAAAACGUCAACUGAGCUAAAAGUUCAUCGGAGAACACACACAGGAGAGAAGCCGUAUUGCUGCUCUGACUGUGGAAAAUGUUUAAAAACAUUAAAUGAGCUAAAAGUUCAUCAGAGAACACACACAGGAGAGAAGCCUUACGUCUGCUUUGACUGUGGAACUAGUUUUUCUCAACUUUCCCAUUUAAAAUCACAUGAACGUAUACAUACAGGGGAGAAGCCAUACUCCUGCUCUGACUGUGGAAAAUGUUUUAAAACAUUAUAUGAGCUAAGAGUUCAUCAGAGAACACACAACGGAGAGAAGCCUUACGUCUGCUCUGACUGUGGAAAAUGCUUCACAACAUCAACUGAUCUAAAAGUUCAUCAGAGAACACACUCAGCAGAGAAGCCUUACGUCUGCUCUGACUGUGGAACUAGUUUCUCGCAACUUUCCCACUUAAAAUCACAUGAUCGUAUACAUACAGGGGAGAAGCCAUACUCCUGCGCUGACUGUGGAAAAUGCUUCAAAACAUCAACUGUGCUAACAGUUCAUCACAGAACACACACAGGAGAGAAGCCUUAUUACUGCUCUGACUGUGUAAAAUGCUUCACAACAUCAGCUAAGCUAAAACUUCAUCAGAGAACACACACAGGAGAAAAGCCUUACUCCUGUUCUGACUGUGGUGUAAGUUUCUCUCGGCUUGAUACCUUAACACACCAACAGAUACAUAAAGGAGAGAAGCCAUACUCCUGCUCUGCCUGUGUAAAAUGCUUCAAAACAGCAACUGAGCUAAUAGUUCAUCAGGGAACACACGCGUGAGAGAUGCCGGCUUACGUCUUCCCUGACUUUUAGGUGAGUUUCUCUCAUCAUAGCAACUUAACACACCAAUGUAUACACACAGGAGAGAAGCAUUACUCCUGCUCUGUGGAAUGGUGGGCGUGUAACUCAAACUUCUAGCCAAAGUUUGCGUGUUUGAAUCUCAUCAAGGAGGACUUGGAUUUCACAUGACUGGGCAGGGGCUCGCCAUGGGUGGGACUUGGGAGCCAGGCCCAGCCAAUCAGCAUGAGUUUUCCCCCACAAAAGGUCUUUAUUACAGACAGAAAUACUACUCAGCCCCCCCCCCUCCCCUCUCCAGACAAUCCUGCAGGUGAAGAAGUCUUGGGCUACUGUGGUUACAUGUGAUCUGCAGUUCUGAGGCCGGUUGGAUAUACUGCCAAAUUCUCUAAAAGGACGUUAGAGGUGACUUAUGGUAGAUAUAUAAAUAUUGAGUUCUCUGGCAACAGCUCUGGUGGAUAUUCCUGCAGUCAUCAUGACAAUUGCACAUUCCCUGAACUUGAGACAUCUGUGACAUUGUGUUGUGUGGCCUUUUAUUGUCCCCCAGCACAAGGUGCACCCGUGUAAUGAUAAUGCUGUUUUAUCAGCAUCUUGAUAUGCCACACCUAUCAGGUGGAUGGAUUAUAUUGACAAAGCCUGAAAUGCUCACUAACAGGGAUAUAAACCAAGUUGUGCACAACAUUUGAGAGACAUUAGCUUUUUGUGCAUAUGGAACAUUGCUGGAUUUUUUUAUUUCAGCUCAUGAAACCAACACUUUACAUGUUUGGUUUAUAUUUUAGUUCAGUUUAUAUUGGUAGUCCAAUGUAAUGUAACCUAACAUACUAAAUGGAGUGGCACUGAUGCUUUUUGUAUAAUAUAAUAUGUUUUGCUCUGAGACCAGGUUGUCCCUCUGCAGUAUUCUGUGGGAAAGAGCUAGUAUACACUUUUUUUAUUGAACCUUUAUUUAACUAGGCAAGUCAGUUAAGAACCAAUUCUUAUUUACAAUGAUGUCCUAGGAACAGUGGGUUAACUGCCUUGUUCAGAGGCAAAACAACAGAUUUUUACCUUGUCACCUCGGGGAUUUGAUCAAGCAACCUUUUGGUUACUGGCCCAAUGCUCUAACCACUAGGCUACCUUACGCCCCUAACAUGUAUCAGAUAGAGAUGGUGUGAUGAUCACUUUUCACCACUAGUUUGGGGGGAUUGUUUUACAACUUUAUUUAAUGAGACACAGUUUAUGAAAUUAAUACAUGUGUUUAUUAAUUGUCUUUAAAGCUAGAUUAGUUAUUUUAGUUACUGAUCAUGAAUGUGUUUGGAUAACUGCAUUGAAGCAAACUUUAUUGAUCUGCUAAUGAAAAAUAACGUUACAUGAA
Molecule: messenger RNA, 5807 nt
Organism: Salvelinus fontinalis (brook trout)
Lineage: Eukaryota; Metazoa; Chordata; Actinopteri; Salmoniformes; Salmonidae
Product: zinc finger protein 658B-like
Exons: 2
Coding region: 2546-4441 (631 amino acids)
Biological process (GO): negative regulation of transcription by RNA polymerase II
Molecular function (GO): DNA-binding transcription repressor activity, RNA polymerase II-specific
Source: RefSeq, a predicted model, not a curated record